GCGAGCGGGACGGCGCGGCCGCUGCGCGUGUCUGUCUGCCGGUGUGCGCGCUCGCUCGUCUGUCGGCCGCGCCAGCUCGGGUGCGCCGCGUGUGUUCUCGUGUCCGGCUGUCGCGGCGCAUGAAGCGGGCGCACGGGGCGGAGGGGGCGCCGGCGGGGGGAGCGGGCGAGGUGGGCGCGCUGGUGGACUGCAGCCAGGCGGACGACCGGCGGCUGAUCGCGUUGGUGCGCGCGCGGCGCCUGCUGUACGCCCGCAACAACAUGCCCGUCGCCAGCUACUACACGCAGGUCAAGAGCCUGUGGGAGGAGGUCGCGCGCGAGAUGGGCUGGAGCGUGGCAGACGUGCGGCGCAAGUGGUCGCACAUCCGCAACUCGUACUCCCGGCACCUGCGCAACGAGCUGCACGGCGCCUGCACGAGCCGCGGCCGGCAGGUGUCGCGCUGGUACCUGGCGGACGAGCUGGCCUUCCUGCGUGACCACAUGGCCACCGACACGCGCCCCUCCUACUACGCGCCCUCGCUGCUCGAGGUGGACAUGGACGCGCCCGCCGCCGUCGACGUCAAACCGUUCCUGUCGUCGCCGUGGUUCGCGCCGGCGCCGGAGCCGGAGCGCCCGCCCUCGCCCGACGACUCCCGCUCCAGCUGCUCGGCGUUCGCCUCCGACGAGACGUCGCCGUACUUCCAGUUCUUCCGCGGCAUCUACCCCGACUACCGCGAGCUGCCGGCGCCGCGCCAGCGCCAGUUCAAGCGCCGCUGCCUGGGCCUGCUGCACGACCUGCUCGACGCGGAGGAGGCGCAGCGCGCGGGGGCGCCGGCCGGGGGGGUCGCCGGGGGGGCGCCGGCCGCGGGGGCGCUCGACCUCUCCCCCCGUGACGACGACCUCCCCGAGGCCAAGCCCCCCGCGUACCUCCACCCCGCCACGAUCAGUCGUCCACCGUUACGGGAUGAAUGAUGAAUGAUGAUCGUUUGUUGUUCUAGAUUAAUUAAUGUAUUACUCGUUAAGAAUAAUCGAAUCUGCGGCGCCC
Messenger RNA from Aricia agestis (brown argus), 1023 nucleotides. RefSeq lists its product as uncharacterized. Gene Ontology annotation, biological process: regulation of transcription by RNA polymerase II. Lineage: Eukaryota; Metazoa; Arthropoda; Insecta; Lepidoptera; Lycaenidae. The record is from RefSeq and is a predicted model, not a curated record. Gene Ontology annotation, cellular component: nucleus; transcription regulator complex. The transcript is spliced from 2 exons. Bases 120 to 950 code for a protein of 276 amino acids.